Messenger RNA from Emys orbicularis (European pond turtle), 1410 nucleotides. It is a transcript of the gene UBAP1L, whose product is annotated as ubiquitin associated protein 1 like. Lineage: Eukaryota; Metazoa; Chordata; Testudines; Emydidae. The coding region runs from base 1 to 1410 and encodes 469 amino acids. Gene Ontology annotation, biological process: ubiquitin-dependent protein catabolic process via the multivesicular body sorting pathway. Gene Ontology annotation, cellular component: ESCRT I complex. The transcript has 5 exons. Gene Ontology annotation, molecular function: ubiquitin binding. The record is from RefSeq and is a predicted model, not a curated record.
AUGAGCUGUCUGGAUGACGUACCUUUUAAAAUGUCCAAGAGCUUUGAAGAUGACUCUGCGGAAGGCACCAACUUAAUCAGUUUAGCCGACUUUGAUAUUCCUGACUGCACUGAGAUCCUAGUGUGCACAAUGCAUGAUUUCUCAUUAGAAAGAAAGGUGCUUUACUGGAUUGAGGCUGCUUCUGGGCAAGCAACUCACUGGUAUGAAGUUACUACUGAUGUUGUGCCAACAGCUCCACCUUGCUGGCUGCUUUUGGUUGAUCCUAAAGAAAACUAUGUCAUCAAUACACAGAACGAGGAGACAACUGGUGGGAAAGCAAAGGAUGGUGUGACGCCCACAACCUCUGUUCGGAGAUGUGUAAGCCUAAGUGCUGCUGAUGUGAAAUAUGGCCCUCCCCCGCCCAGAGGUGCACCGUCUGAGACGGAAAGUGAGGACUGGUACUCUGAAGAGAAUGAGUAUUCUGAGGAUGAUGAGUAUUCCUCAACUACCGGUGAAGAAAGCAACAAAGAAGAAGAAAACAUUUUGGACAACAAAUUUGUUGAAAGCGCCAUGCCUCAGCAUUCCAGAGUUCACCAGUUUAGGCCAAGGACUUCUCCGGUAUUGCUAGAUCCACCUUCCGAAAACUGCUGCCACAAGCCAGUUACCGCACAUCUGAUCAAGCAGAGAAGAUCCAUGAUUUUAUUUAAUAAUAUGAAGAAUGAGUUGGAAGAAGCCAAAAAGAAGUUAGCUGCUUUAGUGCAUCCUUUAAAUAGAGCAUCUGUUGAAAGGAAUCUGGCUCCAAGACCGUUUUCUCUUUACCAGCGCUCUCGAAGUAGCAGAAAUCUUAGCUAUGGACCUGCCUCGGAUGUAUCCUUGAUGGGAACUUUAACCCCAACACCUCCACCUACCCCUUGCUGCAGUCCCAGGACACCUUCUGCUGCUAGAUCAAUACCUCCAAUAAGAAACCAUAAACCCACAGUUGCGUCCCUCAGCCCCUAUUCCUGCCUUCCACCCCCUUCUGCGGCUCUGCGACAUCCAAGUUCCCACAGAACUCAUCCAGAUUCAACAGCUGACCUCCUCUCGGCAUUAAGCCAAGAGGAACGUGACCUUAUUGAGCCAGUUAUAGCCUUGGGUUAUCCGAUACGCAGAGCAAUCAUCGCCCUCCAGAAGACGGGAAGACAAAGUUUAGGUCAGUUUCUCAGUUACCUUAGUGCCUGUGACAGGUUGCUGAAACAGGGCUACGAAGAGGGGCAGGUGGAAGAGGCAAUGGAAAUGUUCCAGUACUCGGAGAAGAAGGCAGCUGAAUUCCUGCAUCUUUUAGUGCAAUUUAAGGAUAUGGGUUUCCAGCAAGCUGAAAUCAAAGAAGUUCUUCUGCUUUAUGAGAAUCAUAGAGAUAAGGCACUAGAAGAGCUGAUGACACGAACACAGUGA